Molecule: messenger RNA, 4997 nt
Organism: Portunus trituberculatus (swimming crab)
Lineage: Eukaryota; Metazoa; Arthropoda; Malacostraca; Decapoda; Portunidae
Product: mucin-17-like
Exons: 1
Coding region: 42-3896 (1284 amino acids)
Source: RefSeq, a predicted model, not a curated record
AAUUGAAUGGGGAAAGUGAUUCUGUGUCAGCGAGGCAAGGCAUGCCAGAGAGGAGAUCCAACAUUCUGUCUCUAACACUGAAUGCGCUCAAUCCUGUGCCAUACCUGCUCGGGGGACUGAAUGGUGUACGACAAGCAAUGUCUCAGCGUUUUCAUCCCUACCAUAACCCCAACGGCAGACACAUUCCCUUGCAGAAUAAAUUUAGGGGUGCUGGUCGACCACCAUUGCCUCCUCAUCCUCCUCCUUCUCCUCAUUCUCCUCAUAUUACGGGGGGUGGGAAGUUUAAAAACCCCCCUGGGGGUCUGCGGUACAGUGGGGAUGAUGGUGAUAGGGGUGUGGGUGGUGGAUUAAGGGAUGCUGGUAGUGAGAGCACGUUUACUAACGGUGGUGGUGGUGGUGGCGGUGGGAUGCAUGCCCUUUCUCAUAGUUCACAACUUCCUAAUGGUGGAUAUCUGCGGCCAGUCAGAGGGACCAGGAAUGAAAACAGCCCACAACCAGAUUCUUUCAGUUCAUUUUCCAAAUUCCGGAGACCUUCUAGACCUAACUUGCCUUUGGACUCUAGUAGGAAUCAAAAUAAAGACUUUGGCACCUUAAAACCACAGUCCAUAAUACCAUACAGGCCAGAAGGUUUCCGCUACAGUCCCACCAUCCCUUCCCCACCUACAACUGCUCCUAUGCCUAAAAGUGUCAAUACAGAAGCCUCUAACUCGGGUGCACGUGGUAGCGGGAAGCCUUUAUCGAGAGUCAUCAACAUCAAAGUGCCAGAGGAGAUGCAAGACUUGGCAGUGUUGGAAAUUAGCAUGAAGACCAAUGGAGACAUCAGCCUGAGUGGAGGACAUGACACAGGUCACCCACGCCCACCAGGCUCCAUAAAGACACCGGGAGCUUCAGUCUUGAGUUCUGCUUCUUUGCUAACAAAUUUUGAGGACAUUUUUGCUGAGGACACGAGACUUCACGAACUGGACAAUGACAAUAGAUUUCUAGGCACUCUCUUCCGCAGAGAGGUAGAUCUAAUGACUCCCAAGGACUCUUCUGUACAGGAUUUGCUUCGCAUGCAGACUGCUGAACAUACUAACCCUGCUUUGCUAAAUGCAUUUCCACUUGAUUGGAGUUCCAUCAGUAGCUUACAGCCCAUUGUCAUAAAUAAUAAGGACAUGGUUCACGAUAAUUAUCAGAGAAAUGUUCCACUCAGUAAGAUAUUCACAAAAAAUACUCCAGUUGCCAGUUAUUCAACUUAUGCCAAAAAUCCAAAUUUGAAUCAAUUUUACCUCCUCCCAGUGGGCAUGCCCUCUACCAGCGCGGCCAACCGCCAAUCCUUGCACAGCAGUGCGAGCUCUGCCAGCCGCCAUCAGUCAAAUGGUAUGGACGACAAAAAGUCUGCCGUAUAUUACAUUGAUAUUACUAUUCCAGGGAACGCCGGAGGCACGCCCUCUGUCAAUGCCAAGCGCCUCACCAGACGGAGAAGAAGCCUCGACUUUGACGGCUGGUUCCCUAUGGACGUGAGCAACCCCAUGGCUGAUGACCCCACUGUGGCCUACCAGCCGCCACCACUGGAGAGAGUUCACUUCAGUAACGAGCCCAUGAAGGAGAAGCCGUUGUUCCCUGUCAGGCCAGAGAAUCCAACAGUGUUCGUGGUGCGGUCUGAGAAGGAGAAGCCGGAGUACCACUCAGUGUACGGCACCGAGAACAUCGAGUACUACCACAUUAACCCGCAAAGCAACAUCGUAAGAGCCUUCCGCUCGCCCUCUUUUACCAUCAGCGAGGCCACCUUAGUGCCUGAGCAAUCAGAAUCCACCACCAUGUCCUCCACAACCUCCAUUACCACAUCCACCACCACAGACUCCACUGCCGAAGUUGUGGAGGAAUCUUCGAGUGUCCCAGAAACCAAUCUGGAAAUUCCCGAGAAAGAAGAGGGAUUCUCUGAUAGAUCUGAUGUUUUCUAUGAGGAUACUGAGCUCUCUGAUGCCGAGGCAGGUCUGAAUGAAAAACCAGACUGUGAAACUGAGACCGAAAGUGAUCUAGAAGGCGCCUUUUCAGAGACUCAAACAUCUGUGAUAUUGCCACCUGAGCUCUUCUACCUCCUUCGUGAAAGGAGUAAAAGAUUCCAGGAACAAACGAUCGCUCAACGCCCUCAGCAAACGCCCGCCCCUCCCCCUGCCAGAAAACGUUUCGACAAUGCGGCCACUAUCAGGACUGGGCCUGCCCUUCAUGAGCUACUCGGUAACCAUCCUCAAAAGUCAAAGAUAGAGGAGUCUCCCUACUUAGGCUCUGCCACAGACUCUGCUGGUGUUCGUAAAAUUCCACCCCCUAAUUUUCGGUACUCCUCCCUGCGCACCUCUGCCUCCGGUCAAUCUCCAGUUACCUCGCAUACUAGAGUGAGAGGAAGCCCCACCAGGAAGCCAGGGUUGCCCGGGCGUCCAUGGUAUCUUAUCAACACGAGGUCGUCUGACUCAAGCAGAAGACGCGAGCCAUCGAUUGCAUCCUACAUAGUCCCUGACACUCUGUCUGGAGACAACAAGGUUCACUACAAGCCAAACGGUCCUGUCUCCUACGUCAACAAGCAGAUAACUACGAUAAGCGAUCUGAUUGACAACCCUCACCUGAACGACCACAUGAACUCCUACAAGCCCACACUGACAGCAAAUAGCCUCUCAGAGCUUCUCCAGAUUUUCCGCUACACACAGGUGACGAAUGGGCCUAGUGGAUCGAGCACUGAAGAGCCGGUGACAGUGCGGGAGUUCAGAUACACUCGGCCCACAGAGGAGACCCCAACCACUGAGAUCUUGCCAACUAACUACAGAUACACUCCCUCUCCAUCAAAAUUCAGUGACCCAACCACAGAGCCUGGGAUCACUGAGAGACCCCCAGCUGUUUACUCAGACGCAGUGGCCGACACUAACUCCCUGGAUGGAUAUCUGUUCUCAGACUCAGAGACUAAUCCUGAAUACACCCACCCUCAGAUUCCCCAGAAUACCGUUGUGAAAGAGGAUAAGGAUGCAGGCAGGGAAAAAGGAGCUGCCAGAGGAACUUCCAAGGUCAAAAUAAACUCCAACUUGGUCCAGAGAGCAACUGGGACAUCCACACCAGCACCUAGGGAACUCCGUGUGAUACGCCCCGGGCCUGCACCUUCAAGCAAAAUCACGACUGUCUCCCCGCAGUACGUGAUAUAUCAAGGACACUCCAAAGUCAAGGUGUUUGGAGUGAACUCAGCCGAAGAUAACGGCUGGAGCAAAUUUGAUAUACAUGAUUUCAUUUUGGCCUCCGCACCGAGCUCUUCCUCUACCACUACCACACCGGCUCCUCCUCCCUCCUCCACUCCUUCUCUUCCCACAGCAACUACAACUUUUGUUCCCACCUCACCCAGUCCGUCGCCUCUUCCCAGCACCAAUGCAACACUUCCUAGCACCUUAUCCUCACCAGUAGAGCAAAGCACCUUUCUUCCCGUCACUGACACCACUCCUUUGGACACCACUGACGCCACGCUUCCCUCGGGUGUCGGUGAGGAAUACGAGUACUAUUAUGCAGACGGUGACUAUGGGGUUACCGAUCUUGCCUUCGGGGAUUACCAGACAGAGGACUUUGGCCAGCACCUGAUUUAUGUGUCUGGCCAGCUUCCUCCCCCUCCCGGUGUGGCACACCUAUCACACCCUCCUCCCCUGAUACCGACCGGUGAAAGGCAAGGUAGCCCUGACCAUUCAGUUAAGAACCCACUGGAGGGAAGUUUCCCCCAGGCCUUGUCUCCCGCCACGGCCCUGAGUCAGGCGGAGUUGUUAGACAUCCUCUCCAACCAACAGCCAGAGGACAGUCAGUUUUCAUACCCAACCUGGCCCGCCACGGAGAUAGCCACAGACCAGCCAAUGGAGAACGACGAUGUUGAGAAUAAUGGUGGCGCGUGAUCUCCCCAAGUUUAUUAUGUCUGGCCUCGUGGACUUUAAUUGUAUAUCGGUAAAUGAAAAUCUGACGAUUUUCAAUAUUUAUAGUCAAAUUAUUCUAGAAUCCGUUAUUCAUUCACAGUGUUAACCGAAAUCAAUCAUACCUACAGGGAAAAGCCCUCCUCAUUCUCAAAGCCUGGCCACGCAACCCCCAUCCCUGUGUGUGUGUGUGUGUGUGUGUGUGUGUGUGUGUGUGUGUGUGUGUGUGUGUGUGUGUGUGUGUGUGUGUGUGUGUGUGUGUGUGUGUGUGUGUGUGUGUGUGUGUGUGUGAGAGAGAGAGAGAGAGAGAGAGAAAACAUGUGCUAUAAGGAUAAUUGUGUUACUGACAGUCUAGUGAAUCCCUAGUUUCUAAGUAUUUGAGUAGCUGAUGCUGAGUGUGCGUGGCGACGAGGCACUGGGUUCAAUGAUGGGAGGACAACAUAGGUAUUCUUAUUACUUCCAAUUAUAAGAUUGUUUUGUUGGCUAUGGCCAGGGAAGCGUGAGUAAAACUGCUGCGAGGAAAGCUUUGCUUAGCCAGUGGCGGUGGAACACUUAUCACUCCAAUUGAAGAAUGAAUUUGUUUACAUAAUCAAUUCUGAAAUUAGAAACAAAAACUAUUGAAAGUAUGCAAACUAAAAAAAAAAAGAAAUCGUUCUUCAUGAACUAAUUGUUAAAAUAAAAAAAAAGUAAAGCAAUCCUCCCUGAUAUGAUGUCUGAGCCUGUCGCUCUAUCCCCGCCACGCCGCCACGCCGCCGCAGGACACGAGGGCUGCCAGGUAGGUAAGGUGUUGCACCAGUCCCGGGCGACAACAUUGCCAGGAGGGGAAUCUGCCACGACUCUCGUCACGGAAUGGUGACACCAUAGUGUUUCCUUUGUACAGUUUGUAUAUAAUACAGAUAUUAUAUUUUAUUAUAAUAGUCGUAAGUUUUCUUUUAUACUAAAAUACUAUAUUAAUUUUAUUUCCAUAGGUUAUGCUUAAAAUAUUUCUCGAUAAUAUUUUUGUCAUUAUGAUAUUGAUAUCGAUCCGAUUAUAGAAACAUAUUAACUGUAAAACUGUUGUACAAAUAAACCAUCCCAGUGUCUUGA